AUGUGUACUAAUCCAAAGAGCAAUGAAUUUAAAUACAGCAUAAAUGGUAACUCGAGGUUGACUUCAGAGCAGCAAAAACAAUACGAAGAUCAGGGCUUUAUUAUCAUCAAGAAUCUGAUCCCAAAGCAUGACAUCGAGAAAUACUCCAAACGAUUUCACGACAUCGCCAGCCGUCGAGUGCCGACACCUCCGGGUCUUGUCGUCCAGAAACAGGUAAAGGUGGCCAAAGAGUGCCGAUUAAAAGAUUUUGAACAGCCUUAUAUAUUCGGUUUUCCGAUUGGCAGAUAA
This is a messenger RNA of Medioppia subpectinata, 288 nucleotides long. The record is from the annotation of a GenBank genome assembly. NCBI's taxonomy places the organism in Eukaryota, Metazoa, Arthropoda, Arachnida, Sarcoptiformes, Oppiidae.